This is a messenger RNA of Saccostrea echinata, 1390 nucleotides long. Its product is annotated as leucine-rich repeat protein SHOC-2-like. Bases 104 to 1363 code for a protein of 419 amino acids. The record is from RefSeq and is a predicted model, not a curated record. The transcript has a single exon. NCBI's taxonomy places the organism in Eukaryota, Metazoa, Mollusca, Bivalvia, Ostreida, Ostreidae. Gene Ontology annotation, molecular function: protein binding. Gene Ontology annotation, cellular component: extracellular matrix.
AGGUGGCCUCGCUUUGCAAUGUUCAUGUCGGGAUAGAUAUGUGGACUGUAGCCUUCGGAAUCUUUCGUCUGUUCCGUCAUUUCCUGCAGAUAUUAAUUUUGCCAUGUCAUAUGACUACCUCGACCUUUCCUAUAAUCGAAUUUUGAAUAUCCAGUCUUACCAAUUUAGAGGUACCCAUUUCAAAGAAAUUUACCUUCAAGGCAACAAUUUGCAGAAUAUUUCUUUAGGGGCCUUUGAAGAUGUAGAAAACACUCUUUUGCUGCUUGAUUUGAGCAACAACAAACUCAGAAAUUUGCCACCAUCAUUAGCGGAUUUACAUUCAUUAGAAACGUUAGAUAUUACCCACAAUCCUUUGACACGUGGUACAGAUUAUACAGAGAGCGUGAUGCGCGCGCUUGGAGAUACCCUUACUGACCUCAAAAUCGGAAGUGAAACUCUUACAUCAUGGCCAACUUCACUGCACCAUCUACCGAUACUUAACAGACUUACAGUCGCCAGUCUUAGUCGUUUUAUUCGAGACAUUGGUGCUGAAAGUUUUCAUGGAUUUGAAACCACGCUUCAAUAUUUAAACAUUAAAAACACUUAUCUGCUAGCAGUGCCUAUUGCAAUCAGCAAACUAAAAAAUUUGAAGGAGCUACACUUUGACCAAAACCCUUACGUGACAGACAGGGGGGUUUUGAUACAGGCUUUCCCGUUAAAUUCCCCUUACUUGCAGACUUUGUCAUUAAAUAGGGAUUCUCUAACAGAAUUUCCCAGAGUAUUGAGAUACCUUCCAGCAUUGAAAAAUUUCAGUCUGGAUGAUAAAAACUUGAGAUAUCUUAGUGAUCUGAAUAUCGGGGAUUUAAGAACUGUAACAAAUUUAACUCUUAGGAACUGUUCGCUUUUGCGUGUUCCUGCAGCACUUUCUCAAAUUCGGUAUUUGAAAGUCCUAGAUUUAUCCCUCAAUGGAAUUGUAACUAUUGACACAAAUGACAUGAAGGAUCUUCGAUACUUAGAAGCCUUCAUUAUACGGAAUUCAUCUUUAAAAUACAUUUCUGAGAAUGCGUUUGGCAGAGUACCAAGGUUGAAGACUUUGGAUUUCAGAUCUACACAUCUGACGUCAGUGCCUAAGGCAAUCAACACAGUCUGGCCAUGUUUAGAAAAAGUACUUCUUGAUGAGAACAAAGUGGAUUGUAUGUGCGAGACACUCGUAUGGCUUAGAGAAAAGAGAGACACGUGUGUUAGUGAUGCAUUUCCAAUGAAAAUUGAAGGUCAUUGUGAUACAAUUCAUGACACGAUAGAGCAUUACAUAGAAGAAUACAUCCCAAGAUGUCCCGAGUAUAAAGAACUGCAUAACAUUCCACCAUAUAACCGUACAGCAUAGCCAGCAUUUGCUUCUUUAAAAUAAUUC